AGCACGUUCUUCACUGACGAGGAAAAGAAAGAUUUCAAAAUUGAGUCGAAGGAUAGAAACUCGCCGUCAGGCAUGGUGUGUGAGAAGGGGAUCCAGAUCCUUCUCACCACCGUGGGGGCAUUCGCUGCCUUCGGCCUGAUGACGGUGGCAAUAGGGACGGACUACUGGCUGUACUCCCGUGCCCUCAUCUGCAACAGCACAGCCAACGUUACCCAGGAUGACCCCCAUAACAAGGACAAGAAGGAUCCAGGGGCGCUCACCCACUCUGGACUGUGGAGGAUAUGCUGCCUGGAAGGAGUAAAGAGAGGAUCGUGUUCUCAGAUUAACCACUUCCCAGAAGAUGCAGACUUUGACCAUGAUGGGGCAGAGUAUGUCCUACGGGUAGUCAGGGCUUCCAACAUCUUCCCAAUCCUAAGUGCCAUCCUGCUUCUGAUGGGAGGGGUUUGCAUCGCUGCCAGUCGUUUCUAUAAGAGCAAAAGGAACAUCAUCCUGGGGGCGGGAAUUCUCUUUGUGGCUGCAGGUCUGAGUAACAUAAUUGGUGUGAUUGUGUACAUCUCGGCCGCACUGGGGGACAUCUCUCCUAAGAAGGACGAGGAUAAGAAGUGGCAGUACUCCUACGGUUGGUCCUUUUACUUCGGAGGUCUGUCCUUCAUCAUGGCCGAGAUGGUGGGGGUGCUGGCUGUCAACAUCUACAUUGAGAAGAACAAGGAGCUGCGCUGCCGCUCGCGCACCGACAUUUUCAAGAGCACCACGCACGCCAUGCUCCGCCUGCCCAGCUACCGCUUCCGCCGCCGCUCCCGCUCUUCGUCCCGAUCCACUGACCCCUCCCGCUCCCGAGACCCCUCACCUGUAGGGGGGGGUGGGGGCAAAAACUUUGGCCUGCCCCCCUCUGCACUGCUUUCCCAGGGUCCCAUCUCAGUAUCCACUUUACCAAACCCCCACUCUCGCUCCCACACGACCCUGGCUGGAGGCGACAUCUCUCUCUACACGUUGUCCCGUGACCCCAAACUGGGGGGUUUGCCGCCCAUGUAUGGAACGGUGGACAGGGCCACGCUCUACCAGCUCCACAACUGCUUCCCAAAGGAUGGAGGGGGAGGGGGGGUGAUGAUGAGUGGUACACUUCCCUCGCUUAAGUCCCACAACCCUUCCAAUUCUUCCAACUCCAACGCACCAAUGCCCAACUCGGUGGGCUCCGGCCCUCCACCCUUCAACUCGUCCACAGUAGACAGGGAGCGAGGGAUGGGGACUCUGGACAGGCUGAAGGGAGACAGGGAGAGCAACUCCAACACCCUCAAUAGGAAGACAACGCCUGUGUAGAGAGAAAGGGAUGUGAGAGGGGGAAGCGAGAAGGAAGGGAGAGAAGGAAGAUGGGUAGUAAUGAAAGAGGGAAGAUAGAGAGAAGCACUGUGUUUGUGUGGCUCAACAGGAAAUAGAUAGCAAGACAGGGGCAAUGCUAAAGCUCUCCCUCCAUGUUCACUGUUAUUUAGUCUGCUCAAUCUCACUGAGAACAAAAAGAAGAUUAGUAAUAACAGAGAGAUAAUAACAACAACAAUAAACUUUCACAAUAAAACUAUUUUGAUAUUUUAACGUGCUAGAAAUGAUUUAUUUUGUUAAUGAUCAAACGCAAUUAACCUUGGGCUAUUAUAAAAAGGUUUCACAUAUUUUUUGUGCAAUAUUACAGCUAAUUAAUCAGAUCAUCAUUAAUGUAAAAUUGUUGUUGU
Messenger RNA from Perca flavescens (yellow perch), 1721 nucleotides. It is a transcript of the gene cacng8b, whose product is annotated as calcium channel, voltage-dependent, gamma subunit 8b. Bases 73 to 1317 code for a protein of 414 amino acids. Gene Ontology annotation, cellular component: AMPA glutamate receptor complex; postsynaptic density membrane. Gene Ontology annotation, biological process: postsynaptic neurotransmitter receptor diffusion trapping; transmission of nerve impulse; calcium ion transport. Lineage: Eukaryota; Metazoa; Chordata; Actinopteri; Perciformes; Percidae. Gene Ontology annotation, molecular function: voltage-gated calcium channel activity; channel regulator activity. The record is from RefSeq and is a predicted model, not a curated record. The transcript is spliced from 5 exons.